Molecule: messenger RNA, 1659 nt
Organism: Drepanopeziza brunnea f. sp. 'multigermtubi' MB_m1
Lineage: Eukaryota; Fungi; Ascomycota; Leotiomycetes; Helotiales; Drepanopezizaceae
Source: RefSeq, a predicted model, not a curated record
AUGGCUCUUUACUCACUACUAACUGCGGCUCUUCUCGCCCUCUCCCAGCUUUCGUGCACGGCUAUGGGGGCCGUCGUGAAUGCGAGUGCCCCACUUGUAACCGUCACGAAUGGAACAUAUGCUGGUAGAUAUGUGCCAGAAUGGCAGCAGGAUCACUUUCUAGGGAUUCCGUACGCAACGCCUCCAGUAGGGGCACUUCGAUUCGCGCGUCCGAAAUCGCUGAAUACUUCCUUCACUGGUAUUCGAAACGCAACAGCAUACGGACCCUCCUGUUACCAAUAUCCCAAUCCAGCAUUCACGUACUUUGAGCUUUCGGAAGACUGCCUUACAUUAAAUGUUGUUCGACCUGCCAAGACAUCGCAGGAGGAGAAGCUGCUGCCAGUCCUCGUUUGGGUGUAUGGCGGAGGUUUAUACAGUGGUAGUACUGCUGAUCCACAGUACAAUCUUUCUGGGAUAACGCACGUUGGACAGGAGCUCGGCAAACCUAUGAUCACGGUUUCCAUGAACUACCGCUUAGGAGUCUGGGGCUUCCUCCAAACGCCUCAGCUCCUGGCGGAAGGAAACUCUAACGCAGGACUCUUGGAUCAAAGAAUGGCGUUCCGCUGGAUCAAAGAGAACAUUGCUGCUUUUGGCGGGGACCCGAACAGAAUUACGCUCUGGGGAGAGUCUGCUGGAGCUCAGAGUAUAGCAUAUCAUCUGCUUUCUUAUGAUGGACGUAAUGAUGAUCUUUUCCACUCAGUCAUUCUGGAGUCCGGAGGACCGACCGGAGCUCAGAUUCAGCCACUAGCAUAUUAUGCGGCACAUGUAGAGAACUUGACGAGGAGUACAAACUGCUGGACGUCACUUGAUCGGCUAGCAUGUCUGCGAGACCUAUCGGCCGAUGAGCUCUGGAGGAAUCGAGUCACCACUAUAUGGAAUCCCUUGAUUGACGGCGACUUCCUCACAGCAUACCCAAGCACAUUAAUGGCGGAGGGGAAGUUCAUUCGCCUGCCAAUGUUGAACGGUGCCAACAGCGAUGAAGGUCUCAGCUUCGUCAACUCAGGCCUAGACACUGAGACAGCCAUCUUCAACAAUCUCCUCGCCUAUCGCAACUACCAGAUCGUCCCUAACACAGCCCGCAAGCUCCUGGAGCUAUACCCUAACGACCCAGCCAACGAGCCACCCUACGCCCUCAAGGACAACACCACGUUUCCCGGCCUGGGACUGCAGUUCCGGAGACAUGCCGCGAUCACAGGCGACAUUGUCAUGAUCUCGGGCCGUCGCAAGUUCUGCGAGGUUUACGCUGCCGCGGGACAGGAUGUCUACAGCUACCGGUUUGACACACCAUUAUGGAACGCAUUGCCCUAUCACGGAGCGAGGCAUUUCGACAACGUGGUAUUCAGCUUCCAGAACAUCUCGGGUAGACUCGGUCCUCUGCCCCAGUAUCAGAAAUACACAGAUCUGAGUCGCAAUAUUGGCAAAGCAUAUGUCUCUUUCGUCAAUGACUAUGAUCCGAACACUAGUAGAGGGGAUAGUACGCUGCCGCCUUGGCCAAAAUACGACCUGGACAAGCCGACGAAUAUGGUGUUGAACUCCGACCUCUCGUUUGGGGAGGAUGAUACUUGGAGGAAGGAAGGGAUAGACUUUAUAAACUCUGUUGCUAGAGAGAUCCUUGCAUAA